This is a messenger RNA of Yamadazyma tenuis ATCC 10573, 2245 nucleotides long. The record is from RefSeq and is a predicted model, not a curated record. NCBI's taxonomy places the organism in Eukaryota, Fungi, Ascomycota, Pichiomycetes, Serinales, Debaryomycetaceae.
GAACUUCGAAGCUUACAACUACUGAGUUAUAUUAUCAAGCAUGGCGUUGAAAAUCCAUUCCCAAGGUGGUAAGACUGCUUUUAAAGACUACACAGAGAAAUUUGCACACAUUGAGGAUCCCCUUGAAAGAAGAAGAUUAGCUUUGGAAGAAAUCGACAAAGCCGGGUUUGGAUGGACCCAAAUGAAGAUGAUUUUGAUUGCCGGAGUGGGGUUCAUGACUGACUCGUAUGAUAUUUUCGCCAUUAACAUCGGUACCUCUAUGAUGGCUUACGUGUUUUGGGAAGGUACCAUUCCUACCCCUACUGCCACUUUGAUCAAAGUUUCCACUUCGGUAGGUACCGUCAUGGGACAACUUGGUUUUGGUUUCAUGGCCGAUGUGGUUGGUAGAAAAAAAAUUUAUGGUCUUGAAUUGAUAGUGAUGAUUGCUGCUACCAUCGCUCAAUGUACUUUGGGAGACUCUCCUGCCAUCAACUUUGUGGCGGUAUUUGUAUUUUUCAGAAUCAUCAUGGGUAUUGGUAUCGGUGGGGACUAUCCAUUGUCCUCUAUCAUCUCCUCUGAAUUUUCCACCACCAAGUGGAGAGGUGCUAUUAUGGCUGCGGUUUUCUCUAACCAAGGUCUCGGUCAAUUAUUGGCUGGUAUCGUGGCCAUCAUUUUGGUGUCUGGUUACAAGAAUGAUUUGAUCGAUGCCACUACUGCUGCUGAAUGUGGUGUUGCCUGUAAGAGAGCCUGUGAUCAAAUGUGGAGAGUGUUGAUUGGUUUUGGUUGUGUUCCUGGUAUUAUUGCAUUGUACUACAGAUUGACCAUUGCUGAGUCACCAAGAUACCAAUUGGACAUCAACGAAGUCGAUGACUUGGCAGUCAAGUCUGGUCAAAUCGAUGUAGUGGAAGAGGAAUUAAAAGCCUUGACUCCUCCAAAAGCUUCUUUGAAGGAUUUCUUCCACCAUUUUGGUCAAUGGAAAUACGGUAGAAUUUUGUUGGGAACCGCUGGUUCUUGGUUCAUGUUGGAUAUUGCUUUCUAUGGGUUGGGAUUGAACACGGCUCUUAUUUUACAAACCAUUGGUUACGCUUCCAAUGAAAAUAUUUAUUUGAAGUUGUACAACACGGCUGCUGGUAACUUGAUUUUGAUUUGCGCUGGUUCGUUGCCAGGUUACUGGUUCUCCAUUGCUCUUGUCGAUAUCCUUGGAAGGAGAACCAUCCAAUUUGGAUCUUUCCUUAUCUUGACGGUUUUGUUCUGUGUCAUUGGAUUCGCUUACCACAAGCUUGGUGACCAUGGAUUGUUGGCCUUGUAUGUGUUGUCUCAAUUCUUCCAGAACUUUGGUGCCAACACCACCACCUUCAUCACUCCAGGAGAAAUUUUCCCUACUAGAUACAGAUCCACUGCCCAUGGUAUGUCUGCUGCUUCCGGUAAGGUUGGUGCCAUUGUUGCCAUUGUGAUUGCCAAUAGUUUACUUAACCAUGGAUGUUCUGCCACCAAUGCUAACUGUUUCUUGCCUCACGUGAUGGAAAUCUUUGCUUUAUUCAUGUUGAUUGGUUUCUUUUUGACAUUUUUAGUGCCAGAAACCAAGAGAAUGACUUUGGAAGAAAUCUGUGAAAAGUACCAUGACGAAGUCGAUGCCACUAAGGUUGCCAAGGAUAGAUUCGUUGAACACCAGUAUGAUUCCUCAUCCACUGAAAAGAAGGAUGUUGAACAAGUUUAAACACUUAACGCAUUAAGUAUAUAAUAUUAUUGAUAUAGGAUUUGGCCAAUGUAGGAAAAGUUGUGGAUCGUUUAUGUUGACUAUUUAGUCUGUCUGUCAAAUGCAACGUUCAUUUUGCACUCACUGGCUCACCCUAGUCCCCGGGCCCGUCCUCGGGGUGUAUUUGUCACCAGGUGACUAUACCCUGCUGUAGACGUGUGUGUACCACCCUCGCCGGAUUAUCUUGGAACAACCCUCCGCAUGUCCGAGACCCUCGCGCCAUUGGCGCCAUCUCGCCAUGUCCCCAGCGCGGCCGCUAGGAGGCCGUCACUCUGGAAAAUCUCGCAAAUCUCGCGGAUGUCACCCUAUUCACUUGAUCCAUUCACCCGCCCGAGUUCAGCCAUCAUAUGUUGGCAACCACUUCAAAGCCAUUACUGACAUGGUGUCCAGCACCAUCCGGUGCCUAUAUUGAUACCUAACUUUAGGUGUUAACUUCAGCACUCAUCAUCUUGUCUUGUGGUCAUUGGCCUAACCUUACUCGCUAUUUUGGCCAGUCGGAGAAGAGACUCC